Molecule: messenger RNA, 731 nt
Organism: Rhagoletis zephyria (snowberry fruit fly)
Lineage: Eukaryota; Metazoa; Arthropoda; Insecta; Diptera; Tephritidae
Source: RefSeq, a predicted model, not a curated record
UGCGCAACAUCCUCGACAACUGGCCCUUUGGUGAGAUUCUCUGCAAGCUGGUGCCCUUCGUGCAGGCCCUCUCGGUGUACGUGUCAGUGCUGAGCAUGACGAUGAUCGCCAUCGACCGCUACCAGGCGCUGAUCAAGCCGCUGAAGCGGCGAAUGAGUCACCGCGUCCCGAAGAGCGUCCUCAUCACCUUCAUCUGGUCGUCGGCGGCGAUUCUGGCGGCGCCGAACGCCGUCUUCAACGCCGUCACCGAGAUCAAGAUGCUGAACACCAUUGUGCCCUCGACGGUGGUCAGCGGCGAGACGGCCAGCGGCUUUGAGUACCACGAGGAGGUGCUGUACCGCUGCAAGACGGUCUACCCCUCCGACAAUGAGCUGCUCUACCAGCGCAUUUCCACCUGCGUCGCCUUCACCGCCCAGUUCUUCGUGCCCCUGCUCAUCGUCGGCCUCUGCUACACCAUGAUCGGCCUGAAGAUCAGCAAGCGGGCGUGCAUCGGCGAGACGACGGUGGAGCAGGCGGCGACGCACCUCAACGCCAAGCGGAAGACCAUCAAGAUGCUGAUCUUCGUGGUGGUCUGCUUUGCCAUCUGCUGGCUGCCCUACAAUCUGCUGUACCUCUUCAAGGACUUUGGCGACCUCAACUUCAGCCUGACGCUGCACUACCUCACCCACUGGCUGGCCAUGUCCUCCAUCUGCUACAAUCCCUUCAUCUACUUCUGGUACGUGAUUUGCUAA